UGCCAGGCGGUCUUGGCCCUCCUCAGGGCAUGAUUCCCAUGCAACAACAAGGCUUCCCUAUGAUGUCGGUCAUGCAGCCCAACCUGCAAGGCAUGAUGGGUGUGAAUUACGGCUCUCAGAUGCCUCCGGGAACAAUGACCAUGCAGGGAGGCAUGCCUUUGGGUCCAAUGUCUACAGCUGGGAUGCCAUACAUGGGGCAGGCUCCCUUCCUCGGAAUGCGCCCAGCAGCUCCUCAGUACACCCCUGAUAUGCGGAAGCAGUUUGUCGAAGAGCAGCAGAAAAGAUUUGAACACCAGCAAAAGUUUCUGGAAGAGGAAAGGAAAAGGCGCCAGUUUGAGGAGCAGAAACAAAAGCUAAGGCUUUUGAGCAGUGUGAAACCAAAGAUGGGUGAGAAAAGCAGAGACGAUGCCUUGGAAGCUAUUAAAGGGAACCUGGAUGGGUUUUCCAGGGAUGCUAAACUGCACCCUACGCCAACGUCUCAUCCCAAAAAUGCAGAUCAUCCCACACCAUCCCAUUCCACCAUGUCUGUCUUCUACACCUCUGCCUUUCUUGACGACGAGGAGUUUAGUGACUUUAUGCAGGGGCCCGUCGAAGCCCCGGCUCUCGUGCCUCCAACCUCUUCCCAGCCUUUUCAGUCUUGCCAGCCUUCUUCCCAGGCCGGGCAGCGGCUUUCCAAGAAGGCUGUGGCCCAGCCUCUCCCUCCAGUCCAGAUUCCAGUGUCCUCCAUCCUGCAUGGUACCACUGGGCAGGGUCCUUAUUUCUCUGCUUCUGCAACUUCACAAAACACUCAGAAAACAGGUGUUGGUGUAUUUCCUUCACAGGACCCAAUCCAGCAACUGAUGCCCCCGUGGAUUUACAACGAUAGUUUAGUUCCAGAUUUAUACAAGAAAAUUUUAGAAACCACUAUGACGCCUACUGGGAUAGACACUGGCAAAUUGUAUCCUGUUCUGAUGUCGUCGGGUCUUCCCAGAGAAACUCUUGGGCAAAUAUGGGCCUUAGCCAAUCGUACCACGCCUGGGAAGCUUACAAAGGAAGAACUGUAUACUGUUCUAGCUAUGAUCGCAGUAACUCAGAGGGGAGUUCCAGCCAUGAGUCCUGACGUUUUAAACCAGUUUCCAUCUGCCCCUAUCCCUACGCUAAGCGGGCUUCCAGUGACGAUCCCUGUCACAGUGAGCCAACAGCCGAUGAUGUCCCCGGGACUGCCAGUCUCCAUGGCUCUUAGUAUCAGGCCGUCAGUGGUGGGGAUGAACUUGGCCGCACCAGUUGGGGGAGCUGCAGCGCAGGUUCCCAGUGGCUUUCUGCAGUCUUUCCCUGCACAUCAGGCAGCCAAACCAGAAGAUGACGAUUUCCAGGAUUUCCAAGACGCUUCCAAGUCUGUGGGGCUUGAUGACACUUUCACGGAUUUCCAAGGGGAUGUGUCUGGAUCUACCAAGACGACAACAGCACAGCACCAGAGCAGUGCUCCUCCGAUGCUGAUACCUCUGUCUGGCCCAAAAGCGCCUUCUGCUGUGGAUAAGUACGCUGUUUUUAAAGGGAUUGCAUCUGACAAGCCUGCUGAAAGCCCGGCUUCACUUGGAGUAGAUUACGGAGACAAAUACAGUGCUUUUCGAGAGCUGGAGCAGCCGUCUGAGAGUAAACCUCUAGGAGACAGCUUUGCAGAAUUCAAAUCGGCCGGGGCAGAUGACGGCUUCACGGAUUUCAAAACCGCCGACAGCAUCUCACCACUAGACCCACCUACAAAAGAUAAAUUGUUUCCUGCACCUUUCUCCUCUCUACCUGCACAAUCAAAGCAGCAACGACAAGCAAAACCUUCUCUGAAUCUAGCUGACUUGAGUCUGUUUUCCUCAGCCUCUGCUGGAGAGAACAGGUCUCUUCAGUUUCCAGUCUCUUACAAUUCACUGAAGCCAGCGUCUUUCCCUGUGCCACCACCCCCAACGUCCACCUCCACCACCACUUUGCCAAUGCCCAGCAAUAGCUCCAUCUUAGCCAACGACUUUGCCGACUUCAACCUUUUUGGGGGGCUACCAAGUUGUCCCCCAGCCCACGCUCAGGAUGAAUUUGCAGAUUUCAUGGCUUUCAACAACAGCGCCAGCUGCAGAGAGCAGAAGCCAGGCGAAACAGCCAGCGGUUUCAAGCCGGAUGCCAGCCCUGUCCCUCCGACUGCAAAGAGUGGGCAGAGCCCUCCCUCCUCAGCUGCCCCCACAAAGUAUGACAUCUUCAAACAGCUCUCUCUGGAUGGCUCUGGGUUAGGCUUUGAAGAAACAAAAGACCACACCCCUUCGUCCACAAAGAGUGAAGACGACUUUGCCGACUUCCAUUCCAACAAAUUUUCCUCCAGUUCUGACAAAUCCCUGGUUGACAAACUGGCAGCUUUCAAGCACGCCAAAGAGGACUCUGCCUCCGUCAAGUCUCUGGACCUCCCGUCCAUAGGGGGCAGCAGCGUGGGCAAGGAAGACUCUGAAGAUGCACUCUCUGUCCAGUUUGACAUGAAACUGGCGGACGUGGGAGGAGACCUUAAGCAUGUCAUGUCUGAUAGCUCUUUGGAUUUGCCAACCGUUAGCGGCCAGCAUCCGCCGGCAGCAGAUCUUGAUGACUUGAAAGGUGCCCCCUUUGGAAGCUACAGCCAUGGCUCUAGUCUGAGUAGCUUUCCAAGCUAUGACUGGUCCGAUAAGGAAGACACCUACCAGAGCAGGAAGUUCCCCUCCUUCCCGCUUCCCCCCGGAAGUGGCUCCUCCUCUGCUACCUCUGUCCUCCAGAAGAAAGAGACCUUGUUUGGCAGUUCGGAAAACAUCACCAUGACCACCGUUUCUAAAGUAACAACUUUUGCUAGCGAGGAUGCUCUCCAGGAUGUGAAGUUUUUGCCCUUUGCAAACUUCAAAGGUUCAGAUUCUCCGUCUGUGGACCAGAGCGAUGAUGACGUGGAAGACUUCGGGGAAUUCGCAAGGCCUUUGGGAGAAGUGGCCGAAGCUCCAGCUGCGAUCCAAAAGGUGGGUGCCGGCGGUGCCUCCUUGGGUGUAACUAAAGAAGGCACAGAUGACUUUGGAGAGUUUCAGAGCGAGAAGCCAAAGAUCAGCAAGUUUGACUUCUUACUGGCCACUUCCCAAGGAAAAAUGAAAUCUAGCGAAGAAAUGAUCAAGAGCGAGCUUGCAACCUUCGACCUCUCUGUGCAAGGAUCUCACAAAAGGAGCUUGAGCUUGGGUGACAGAGAGAUAAACCACUCCUCACCUUUGCCAGCCCUGGAGCAGCCGUUCAGAGAUCGCUCAAAUACCCUGAGUGAGAAGCCUGCCCUGCCUGUCAUCAGAGACAAGUAUAAAGAUCUAACGGGGGAAGUAGAGGAAAGCGAGAGGUAUGCUUAUGAAUGGCAGAGAUGCUUGGAAAGUGCUCUCCAAAUCAUCAAAAAGGCAAACAACACCCUGAAUGGAAUCAGCAGUUCCUCUGUGUGCACAGAAGUCAUCCAGUCUGCCCAAGGCAUGGAGUAUUUGCUAGGGGUUGUGGAGGUUUACAGAGUGACCAAGCGAGUGGAGCUGGGCAUCAAGGCAACAGCCGUCUGUAGUGAGAAGCUCCAACAGCUGCUGAAGGACAUCGACAAAGUCUGGAACAACCUGAUCAGCUUCAUGUCGCUCGCUGCUUUGACGCCUGACGAAAACUCGCUGGAUUUCUCUUCUUGCAUGCUUCGCCCAGGAAUUAAAAAUGCUCAAGAGCUGGCUUGUGGUGUGUGCCUCUUGAAUGUCAAUUCUAGAAGCAAAAAAGAAGAGAAGCCUGCAGAAGAACCUCCUAGAGAAGCCUUUAAUUCGGAGACUGACAAUUUCAAACUUGCUUACGGAGGGCACCAGUACCAUGCCAGCUGUGCCAACUUCUGGAUCAACUGUGUGGAGCCCAAACCCCCCGGUCUCAUUCUGCCUGACCUGCUGUGA
Gekko japonicus is the source of this 3914-nucleotide messenger RNA. It is a transcript of the gene SYNRG, whose product is annotated as synergin, gamma. The coding region runs from base 30 to 3914 and encodes 1294 amino acids. The record is from RefSeq and is a predicted model, not a curated record. Lineage: Eukaryota; Metazoa; Chordata; Lepidosauria; Squamata; Gekkonidae. Gene Ontology annotation, molecular function: protein binding. The transcript is spliced from 21 exons. Gene Ontology annotation, cellular component: clathrin coat of trans-Golgi network vesicle.